CGCUUUCCCAGGUCCGUCGACGUUACUGUCUAUAUGGUCGACGUAUGUGCGGCUCUGAUUUCGCCGAUUUCUAGGUGUCUUUUUUACAAGUGUCUGAGCCUGCCGGGAUUUUGACAAAAUCAUGCUGUGUUUUAACGCAUUGAUUUCUUUGACACUGAUCUUGAGUGUCAACCCAUCUACAGCUAUUGAAAAAACUAAGGUGUACGGCCGGAAAGGUGGGUCCAUCACGCUGUUGGUGAACCAGCAGCCCAUGGGAAAAGUAACCUCCAUUAUCUGGAAGCAUAACAAGGAUAAAGCUGCAGAAUGGUUUGAGGAGGAUGGUGUAUUAACACCUACAUAUUAUCUUAAUUAUGUCAAUGUGACUAAUUUGGACAUGGAAACAUGGUCUCUGACUAUCUCAGACCUGCAGCCAAAAUUCAUGGGCGAGUAUUCGGCUGAGGUAAACAACAAAGACCCAUCUCAGUCUUGGGACCUCAUAAUAUUGGCAGCCGUGCGAAAGCCUGCAAUCAACUUCAAGGAUGUCUGCAACGUCACUAGUUGCACCCUGACCUGUGAAGGAGAAACAUCACAGAAACUCCGUUGGUAUGAUGCUGAUGGACGGCAAAUUUCUUCAGACUCAAUGAUAACUGUGCAGAAGAAAGACCAGGACAUGGAGUACACCUGUCAACUGAGUAAUGAAGUGAGCAAUGCGACCAGCAGUGUGAAAGUCCCACGUCUGGGUGACCCCAGUUCUAAUAGUGCAGGACUUGCAGUUGGAAUUGCUCUGCUCUUAAUUAUUAUUAUUGCUAUUGCUUUCAUUUUACUUUUUACAUUUUUUCGGUGCAAAUCAACCCCGGGGGGAAAAAGGAGAAGGACACCGCAAGAAAUAAGAAACCUAUGGGCAUUUAUGCCCUGCAUUGAUGCUGGGACAGGAACAGGAACAGAUGCUGAGAAGGGUGACGAUGAAAAUCUUCCAAUGAUUACUCCCAAGCCUGACACCACAGAAGAUGCCGGAAAGCAGCCUGCUGAGAAGCCAGAGGUUGAAGCUGUGCCUGACAGCCAACCAACCAAAGACUCAGCACCUCAGACUGUGAACAACCACACUGCUGAGAAGCCAGGGGAUGAGCAUGCUUCGCCUGAGACCCCGUCAAACAAUAAAGAAGACACCAAAGAAGAUGCCGGAACGCAGCCUGCUGAGAAGCCAGAGGAAGCUGUGCCUGACAGCCAACCAACCAAAGACUCAGCACCUCAGACUGUGAACAACCACACUGCUGAGAAGCCAGGGGAUGAGCAUGCUUCGCCUGAGACCCCGUCAAACAAUAAAGAAGACACCAAAGAAGAUGCCGGAACGCAGCCUGCUGAGAAGCCAGAGGAAGCUGUGCCUGACAGCCAACCAACCAAAGACUCAGCACCUCAGACUGUGAACAACCACACUGCUGAGAAGCCAGGGGAUGAGCAUGCUUCGCCUGAGACCCCGUCAAACAAUAAAGAAGACACCACAGAAGAUGCCGGAAAGCAGCCUGCUGAGAAGCCAGAGGUUGACGCUGUGCCUGACAGCCAACCAACCAAAGACUCAGCACCUCAGACUGUGAACAACCACACUGCUGAGAAGCCAGGGGAUGAGCAUGGUUCGCCUGAGACCCCGUCAAACAAUAAAGAAGCCGUUUGAACAGGAAGGGAGCUGAAGAGGAGGAACUGUGCCAAGGCAUGUCCCUGUGGAUUAAUAUCAUUUUAUAUUCUGCCUUGUUACUUAUUUGGCUAAAGCCCAAUGAUAGUUAUCCUGGAACAAAUGACUUCAAAUGAUCUCAUUAUGAGCUUAAAUGUGAAUGUGUUGAAGAUGCUACAUCAUUGCUACACCAAUGCACCACAGAAGACAUACUUUUGUCCCUUUUUGUUUGUUUUAUUCAUUUUUAAAAAGAAGGCCCCACAUUUGAUACAUAAUUGUACGGAUGGUAUUGAGACAUUCUUCUAUUUGAAACAAGAAUGCUAGCCAAUGAAUACAGCCAAUAAGACAACGAACUAUAUGGACAUGGACCACCUCCAGAAGCAAUGUCUUUGCUUUGCUCCAGCUGCUCCAAAUGAUACACAAACACACAAACUAACACACAUGCAAGGAAUUCAGAAUUUGGGGGGUUAAGAGACAGAGGGAUUUAGCCUCGAUAUCUUACUGUGGUCAGUGAUAUUAAUGCUUUGGCAUGCUCCAAUACUAAUAUCAUUUUAUGAAUAUUUUGAUUCCAAAUAUGUGCAUACGUAUGUACAAACAUGUAUAUACUUACUGUAUGUACACAUUUAUGAAUCACUGUAUUUGUGGAUUUAUUAUUGUAUGUGUGGUUCAUGAAUGAGACGACUGAAUGGUCUGUCAUUAUUUAUGUCAGCAGUAUUUGUACAUUUUUAUUUGAACAUUUUGUUGCGUGUGUGGGGGGGGUGGGGGGGUUCGGGAGUUGUCAUUUUGGAUGAAUUUCACCACUAGCAAUAUUUAGAUAGAUAGACAGAUUUUUGUAUUAUAAAAUCUUGUAAUAAAAAGUGCUGCAGCACUGAAUGUACAGUACAGUAUCUGUGAGACAUAUUUUCCCAAAGGUCAGAAGGUCUUGCCUGAGCCACAGGAGACCAUUUCAACUGGUUAUAACCUGCUGCCAAGGGGUCUGUUGUGUACAGCCAGAUUGUGUUUUCAAACUGUUAGUGAUUUGUUAGUGAUUUUUAAGAGGUUUCAUGUUGCGAGCAGGCUAACCCUGCAGUCACACAAUCUACAAAGCUGCAGAGUACCAUUCAUUUUCAACAGUGGACGUUUGCCAGAGACAAGCGACAAGCUUGCUGCUGUCGCGAGCAAGGCGGGGCCAAAAUAGACAAGAAGGCUAUUUUAUGCAAAUGUUGAGCGAAGCGGCAAAGCGACUACCAAUCGGAUUGAAGGCAGCGUGACUUUCCUUGUUUGAAAGUAAAGUUGAACAUUUUAUAUAAGAUAGCGGAGCUAACUAAUCGAAGGCAGUAUUUCUGUACGAAUAAGUAAGUUCAGGAUUUGAUGCCUUAUGAACUUCAAAGUCCAAAAAAUCAAAAUCAAGUCAAAAAAUAUAUCUGAAGGUAUGUACAAGCUAUCGGUCAGCCACCUAUCACGCAGAAAUCGUUAGCCAUCAAUCACCCGCAAAUCACCUCCCCACUCAACGACAAGUUGGUGGAGUUGUCGCUGUCUCUUGUAGCCUGUGUGACUGUAGGGUAAGUAUAUAAAUAUGUGUGCCACGCUGUCUGUAUAUAAGUCUGUAUAAAAGUGUGUGUGUGUGUGUGUGUGGGGGGGGGGUUGUUGUUGUUUUUGCUACAUCCAUUGCAUGUUUUUUGUUUGCGUGUUUGCAACAGCAGACUACUGAAUUAUACAAAUGCCCAUUAUCACAGCAUCAGAUAAACUAACAGUCUUAAAAUAAACACCACACACACAGAGACGUAGCACCUUCCUUUCCUUUCGCUCACUCUUUUUUUUUAAAAUUGUAUUCCAAAUGUAUAUAUUUUUUUAAUCUACUAACUGCAAUUAUAGUUUAAAUUAAAUAUGUAUAUUAUCUACAACUA
Molecule: messenger RNA, 3531 nt
Organism: Sardina pilchardus (European sardine)
Lineage: Eukaryota; Metazoa; Chordata; Actinopteri; Clupeiformes; Clupeidae
Exons: 16
Coding region: 122-1648 (508 amino acids)
Source: RefSeq, a predicted model, not a curated record